UUUUUGAGCUUGUUCAUUUAUGGGGGAAUAUGCUGCUUCUGUUGUUUGUCGAACGAUAUAGAAAAAAAAGAAAAAAAAUAUGCAUAUAUAAUUUUCAUAUCGUCCAUAUUAUUUUUUUUGUAUAACUUAUAUAAUUUAUUUUCCUAUCAAUAUGACCCAAUAAACAAAGAUGCCAUAAAUACCUUGUACGUACUCAUAAAUAUAUUAAUAUCUAAGAAGAAUUAUCUUUUAAUUGUUUCUUGGAUUAUUAUAACUAUAAGCUAUUUAAUAUACAUUAACACUCUAAUAAAAAAGAAAAAAAAACUUCCCUAUGUUAGGAAGCACUAUCACUUUCUUUUAUUUACUAAUGUAUAUUUAGCAUUUAUAACAAAUAAGGUUGACGUUCUAAUCAUAUUUCUCUCCUUUUGUUUUUUUCUUUUCAUUUUUGUUGAGCUUAUAAGAAAAAUAUGUGAACAUUUUCUUCCAUCAUGUAAAGUCAUAAAAAGGUUUAUAUCCAGAUUUAUAGAUGAGCGCGAUAAUAAAGGGUUGGUUGUUACUCAUAUUUAUCUUUUAACGGGAGUAUAUAUACCCAUUUUAAUAGAUAUAAUAUUUAAUAAGAGUAAUUAUAUAAACAGAAAAAAUCAAAGCAUUUAUAAUUUUAGUAAAGCUAAUUUUACGUUGUAUACCUCGGCAUUGAACACAAUAUGUAUAGGAGAUUCGAUGGCUGCGAUUGGUGGUAUGCUAUAUCCAUGGCCUAAAAUAAAGAACACAAAUAAUAAAUCCUGUGCAGGUUCCUUAUUUUUUUUUAUUAGUA
This is a messenger RNA of Plasmodium reichenowi, 793 nucleotides long. RefSeq names its product phosphatidate cytidylyltransferase, putative. The transcript is spliced from 7 exons. Lineage: Eukaryota; Apicomplexa; Aconoidasida; Haemosporida; Plasmodiidae. The record is from RefSeq and is a predicted model, not a curated record. Gene Ontology annotation, biological process: dolichyl monophosphate biosynthetic process. Gene Ontology annotation, cellular component: endoplasmic reticulum membrane. The annotation marks the transcript as partial. Gene Ontology annotation, molecular function: dolichol kinase activity.